AUGGUUGCUCAUGUGAAGAGUUGUUACGGUAUUAACAUAAAAUACCAUCAUGCUUAUAAAGGGAAGGAAGCAUCUCAUGCGGAGAUAUACAUCGAUGAUGUAAAAAGUUAUACAGAUCUUGUGUGGUAUGUUGAAGCAAUAAAUGCUACCAAUCCUGACAGCUAUAUUAAGUUUGAAUAUAAUAAAGAGAAUAAACAAUUUGAUAGGAUUUUCAUAUGUUUUGCUGCAUGUAUUCGCCCUAUGAUUUACUGUGAUGCAGCAUUUCUCAUUAGGAGAUUCAAGGGAACAUUGAUGGCUGCCACUGGCGUGAAUGAGAACCAAGUUCCUUCGGACGACAUUGAAGGUUGGGAGUGGUUCAUGGAAAACUUACAAUAUUGUGUCGACUCUCGUCCUAUCACCUUUAUUACUGAUCGUCAUGAAGGGCUGAAGCAAAGUAUUCCUAAGUUUUUUCUUAACUCUUAUCAUAGUUACUGUUUUUAUCAUUUGAAGAAUAACCUCCCUAUCAAGAAAGGACAUGAGAAGUAUAAACAUGUACUGGAUUUGUUCCAUAAAGCUGCACACUGUUACAACAUUGCAAAAUAUGAGUCUGCUUUGAAUGAGAUGUGUAUUAUUGGAUAUGGUUGGGUUUCCAAGGAUUUGCCUCCAGCUGCUCUUGUUGAUGAGCUCAGGAUAAUGAUUAUGAGGAUGAGUUCAGAAAGGCGUGAGCUUGGUAGAACUUAUCUAGAUAGUUUGACUCCCAUCUAUAAAGAAUUACUCAAGUCACAUGUCGAUAUAGGUCGUCCAUGGAAUGUUACUGAGUCAGGUAAUGACAUAUAUGAGGUUCGCUCUCCCAGCUCUCAUGUUGUUGAUCUGAUGCAGAUGACGUGUACUUGCCAGAGAUGGAAAGUGUUUGAGUUCCCUUGUGCUCACGCUAUUGCUGCUAUUACUAUGAAGGGUGCUAAGAUUUUGAAGUAUAUUCAGCCUUACUUUGGUUCAAAUCAUUUUCGGAAUCCUUAUGCUCAUGCAAUUCGACCCAUUCCCAACUACGACAGGCCUGAAGUGUAUGAACCUGAAGACAGAGUCCUUCCUGGUAUUCCAAGGCCACCUCCAGGAAAACCACCAAAGAGGCGUAUUCGCAGUGCUUAUGAGAAGGAGAGGAGGCCUAUGAAGUGCUUAAAUUGCAAGAAGAUUGGGAACCACAACAAAGCCACCUGUCGUUUAUUACUGCUAGAGUAG
Papaver somniferum (opium poppy) is the source of this 1215-nucleotide messenger RNA. RefSeq lists its product as uncharacterized. Gene Ontology annotation, molecular function: zinc ion binding. The transcript is spliced from 3 exons. Lineage: Eukaryota; Viridiplantae; Streptophyta; Magnoliopsida; Ranunculales; Papaveraceae. Bases 1 to 1215 code for a protein of 404 amino acids. The record is from RefSeq and is a predicted model, not a curated record.